UGCCGCCUGGUCACCCCGAGCCUUGCGCUGCUGCCCUUCCCCACUUUGCCCGCUCCUACAUCUGAAUGGGAAGUUGGGGAACAUGGACGGGGUCGUGCUGGCGUGGAUCGCUGUCUUCUGGCUAACAGCCAUGGCUGACGGCCUUCAAGUCACAGUGCCUGACAAGAAGAAGGUGGCCAUGCUCUUCCAGCCCACCGUGCUUCGCUGCCACUUCUCCACGUCUUCCCAUCAGCCUGCCGUCGUGCAGUGGAAGUUCAAGUCCUACUGCCAGGAUCGCAUGGGGGAAUCCCUGGGCAUGUCCUCUCCCCGGGCCCAGUCUCUCAGCAAAAGAAACCUGGAGUGGGACCCCUACUUGGAUUGUUUAGACAGCAGGAGGACUGUUCGAGUGGUAGCUUCCAAACAGGGCUCGACCGUCACCCUGGGAGACUUCUACAGGGGCAGAGAGAUCACGAUUGUGCAUGAUGCCGAUCUUCAAAUUGGAAAACUCAUGUGGGGAGACAGCGGACUCUAUUACUGUAUUAUCACUACCCCUGAUGACCUGGAGGGCAAAAACGAGGACUCGACAGAAUUGCUGGUGUUGGGCAGGACAGGGCUGCUUGCUGAUCUCUUGCCCAGUUUUGCUGUGGAGAUUAUGCCAGAGUGGGUGUUUGUUGGCCUGGUGAUCCUGGGAAUCUUCCUCUUCUUCGUCCUGGUGGGGAUCUGCUGGUGCCAGUGCUGCCCUCACAGCUGCUGUUGCUACAUCCGCUGCCCGUGUUGUCCAGAUUCCUGCUGCUGCCCGCAGGCCUUGUAUGAAGCAGGGAAAGCAGCAAAGGCCGGGUACCCUCCCUCUGUCUCCGGUGUCCCCGGCCCUUACUCCAUCCCCUCUGUCCCCUUGGGAGGAGCCCCCUCAUCUGGCAUGCUGAUGGACAAGCCGCAUCCACCUCCCCUGGCACCAAGUGACUCCACUGGAGGAAGCCACAGUGUUCGCAAAGGCUACCGGAUCCAGGCGGACAAAGAGAGAGACUCCAUGAAGGUCCUGUACUACGUCGAGAAGGAGCUGGCUCAGUUUGAUCCGGCCAGAAGGAUGAGAGGCAGAUAUAACAACACCAUCUCGGAACUCAGCUCCCUGCACGAGGAGGACAGUAAUUUCCGCCAGGCGUACCACCAGAUGAGAAGCAAGCAGUUCCCUGUGUCGGGGGAUUUGGAGAGCAAUCCUGACUACUGGUCAGGUGUCAUGGGAGGCAGCAGUGGGGCAAGCCGGGGACCCUCAGCCAUGGAGUAUAACAAAGAGGAUCGGGAGAGCUUCAGGCACAGCCAGCAGCGCUCCAAGUCCGAGAUGCUGUCCCGGAAGAACUUCGCCGCCGGCGUGCCGGCCGUCUCCAUGGACGAGCUGGCCGCCUUCGCCGACUCGUACGGCGCGCGCUCCCGCCGGGCCGACGGCGACAGCCACGAGGCGCGGGGCGGCGGCCGCUUCGAGCGCUCGGAGACGCACGCCCUCGGGGGCUUCUACCAGGACGACUCGCCCGACGAGUACUACGGGCCGCGGAGCCGCAGCCGGGAGCCCCUGGGCGACGCGGGCCGCGCCUGGGCCCCCGGCACCCCGCGCCGGCGGCCCGACGACGCGCCCCUGCCGCGCCUGGUGAGCCGGACGCCGGGCACCGCGCCCAAGUACGAGCACGCGCCCCGCGCCGGCGGCCUGGAGCGCCAGGCGCGGCCCGAGGGCGCCAGCCGCGGCGGCAGCCUCGAGACGCCGUCGCGGCUGAGCGCGCAGCUCGGCCGUCGCAGCGCCUCCUACUACGCCUGGUCGCCGCCCGGCACCUACAAGGCGGCCUCGCCGCAGGGCGACGACGACGACUCGGCCGACGACGACGACGACGACGCGCUGCCGCCCUACAGCGAGCGCGAGCUGAGCCGAGGCCCGUCCUACCGCGGCCGCGACCUGCCCUACCACGGCAACUCGGAGAAGAAGCGGAAGAAGGAGCCCACCAAGAAAACUAGUGACUUUCCAACCAGGAUGUCCCUUGUGGUCUGAUGUUUGUUUUCAAGCUGUCUCUCUGGGUGACUAGAAAUCAGAAGCGGACUAUGGAGACAAGACACAAAUCCAAGAGCCAGCAGGCCCGGGACCUUCUCUGGACACCACCUUGGAAGAUUUGACCUUUGCUUUGGCAAGGGAUUGGGGGGGAGCGUCCUUUAAGGGGGGGGGGGCUGAUUCCAAACUUCAGCGUACAUCUAACUGGUGUGAGAAACAAGACGACUACGUUGUGAGAACAUUCCACGCACGGAGUGUCUCAUCCACUGAGUUCAUCCUGCCUGAUGUCUUUCCUUAGCCAAACCGGGAUUCCUUUUCCAAUUCUUAAAGGGAGUUAGCUCUGGACCGCCGAUCCCUGGAAAACGCCUCCGCCUACGGUAUGCUCUUCUAUACUUCCUGUGCUGUGCUUAGAGACAGAAGAACUUAUUACUACCAUUAGAAGAAGGCCUGAUACUGACAACAGAAGAUAGCUUUAGGCAAAGUAUACCUUUUACCCCCGUCUCCCAGUCACUAGUCAGUGACUAUUGUUACGCUAAAAUCAGAGGGCCUUUGGUGAGCUCAGUGACAGUGACCUGCUGGACGAUCACAGAAAUGACUUCAACUUGCCCUUCCGAAUGACAUGCCUUGAGUGGCUGCGACAAAACAAAAGAGUAUACGUUUUUGAAAAGCUGUGCAAGUGGUGUUUCUUUUUCCACUCCGAGAACAUAAACUGCUUUUUCUCCUUCUGCCGUGCACAGUGACAUCUGAGUCUCGGACAUUAAGGGCUCUCCUCACCCUCCUUCUCCCGGACUUUUCACAUGGCGGUGCCACCCACAGAGCCCCACCUCCCUCUGCACCCUGAUUCACUUGUCAUCAGGUGCCUUUUGAUAAACGCUUAAAAUACACACAUGAAAGAGAAGGGGAAGGGGAAGAAAAAGGACAAAGCAGUAAGUAGAGAAGAAUGAAAAAGAAUUUAAGAGGAAAAGAAUAUACGAUCUCAUUAUGUUUUGGAUGUGGGCCAUGUCCCCUACAGAUUCCACGUGAUCUUCUCUGGUUUUGUACUUCAUUUACCGUGAGUUGUUUCUGCCAUCCCAGCCCUGCCCUUCCAGGACACCGGAGAUGGUGGAGUGUGCAACUCUUCGCCUCAUCAGAUUGCUGCUCGAGAUGCUUUGGGAAACAAGUGAUCCGGCUCUCUCAGGAAGCAACACUUCCUAUUCCCACCCUUGCCUAAAUGACAGAUUUUGCCUAAAUCCCAAAGCUAGAUAUCUCUGGAUGUUGUAAUUUGUGUAGAUUGCAAAAAAACAAAACAAAACAAAACAAAACAAAACAAAAAAAAAAACCGGCCAUAAAUUCUUCCCUUCUCAUCAAGAGGUGCGGCCUGUUUCUCUACCCCUUACGUCUGGGAUUGGCCAUGUGAUUUGAUUUGGUCGGUGGCCCAAAACAAAUGUAACACAAGCAGAGACUUGGAAAAAUUUUUGUGCAUGGGGCCUGUUUUCUCCUGCUGCUCUUGGAAACCCUGCAGUUGCCACUAGGUGCACAAGCCUGGGCUGUCCUGUCGCAUGAUGAGAAAAAAAGGCCCGGUCCCCCUGCCACCCUGACAGCCCAUCAAGUCUCAGCUGAUCGCAAACACCGGCGUGAGCCAGCCGCGACCAACAGAAGAACUGCCUCGCUGAGCCCAGCCCAAGUUGCUGAUUCCUGCUCAAGGCUGAGAAGUUGGUGCACCUGUUACAUGUUCCUUUCUCUUCGAGGAAAAGCUAUUUCUUCUUGUCUGGGUGUUCUUCAUCCCUGACUCCAUCUAACCUAGGUGUCUCACAGUCUCCACUUUCUUUGGCAAACGUUUGUCAAAGCUUUUCACCCCACACCAUUGUGGUGGGACACAGGGUUGGGUCAGAUCCCCGGAGGACAAUGAUACCUGGCCUCCCAGCAGUGGUAAAUUUUUUUAUCUUUGAAUCCCCGGGAAACCUACGAAGAUUUCUUCUUCAGCAACUCCUUGGUCUUCUCCAGAGCCACCUGAUUGGAGCUGGGCCCUAUUCUCAGAGUACCAUUCCACUGGUAUCCACUUACUUCGUGACGUGUCCAAAACAGUCCUGCGUGUGCAGUGAAAUAAAGAAGUGGCUGGUGGUGAGGGUCAGAGGAUGAGUUGAUAUCACUGCUUGGAGGAGAACUGGCCCACCAGGCGACUUUGCAGUGGCUUCGGCCUGUCUGAGAGGAACCAGGGACGGUUCAGCCCAGCGCUGGCACUUCCAAGGGUGGGGGACACAAGCCAUAACCCUGGUGCUGAGUUUUAGACUUGCUGGUGUGUCCCUGGCCUCUAAGAGCCUAGGUCUAGUCUGUUUGUUUUGGCCCCAGUUCAGACCGAGAAGAUGAUUAAACAUCAUCAUUUCUUAGUCACCAGCUUUGGAUUUCAACUUGCUCAGGCAAUUCUAGAGAAUAUUGGGUAGCUGUAGUAGCUAUUAUCUCUUUAUACUGAGCACUGUGUCAGGCUUCUCUCCACCAAAGAGCCCCAUAGCACCAGCUGCAGAGACCAAACAUAUUGCUUUUGUUAGCCGAGGGCAUGUAUGAUUUUGGUGAAGGUUAGGGGAGUCGUGGAAAAGAAUUAUUAAAAUUGGAAACCUGCAGUUCCAAAGACAACAAAACUACAGACAACACAAGAAAAAACACAAAGGUGACAGGCUACUGAAAUAACCUGGGGAGAUAGGACCAGGUUGUCCCCUGUAGGGCUGCAUAAAUCACUGAAAUUUCCAGGCCUUCGGCCAGGAGAGAACACCUGCUUCUGGGUAUGGGGACGCAGACAGGGUUGACUGCACAAGUGAAGGUAAAGCUGGCCAUCCUUGGCACCCCGGCUUUUCUCAGUGGGUCCUUUUGUUUCUUCCCUGAGUAGUGUUUCCCACAUAGGACGGACUUAACACAUAUUAGCUUCCUUCCUAGGUUCCAUUGGGUACAAAAUAAGUCUUGUGGAAGACAUGGUCUCUGUCCACUGGGACCCUGCAAUUGAACAGGCGAAAUAAGACAUGCCCAAGAAAGAAUUAGGAGAUUUUAUGCAUAUAAUGUGAAAUAUUGCUAUGGAUAAAUUAUAACAAACCCAGAGAAUUAAAGUUUUUAAAUUUAAA
Messenger RNA from Prionailurus viverrinus (fishing cat), 5097 nucleotides. It is a transcript of the gene ILDR2, whose product is annotated as immunoglobulin like domain containing receptor 2. Gene Ontology annotation, biological process: pancreas development. The record is from RefSeq and is a predicted model, not a curated record. The coding region runs from base 83 to 2011 and encodes 642 amino acids. The transcript has 10 exons. Gene Ontology annotation, cellular component: membrane. Lineage: Eukaryota; Metazoa; Chordata; Mammalia; Carnivora; Felidae.